Messenger RNA from Octopus bimaculoides (California two-spot octopus), 2028 nucleotides. RefSeq lists its product as uncharacterized. The record is from RefSeq and is a predicted model, not a curated record. Gene Ontology annotation, molecular function: RNA polymerase II cis-regulatory region sequence-specific DNA binding; DNA-binding transcription factor activity. Gene Ontology annotation, biological process: regulation of transcription by RNA polymerase II. NCBI's taxonomy places the organism in Eukaryota, Metazoa, Mollusca, Cephalopoda, Octopoda, Octopodidae.
AAGACUUUAUCCUAUUUUAAAUUUAAAAUUUAACCGGAAUAUAUUCAGUGCUGAAUUAUUCUGAUUAUAGACGUGUACCGAGAUGCAAUUCGAAAAUCCCGCCUCUUACAUAGAUAUAUAUACGAGUGAACAACUCUAAUGUGCUGUGUUGGAUACAUUUGGUGUUCGUCAGAUUAUCAGAUGAGACAAGGACAGAUUUUUUACAUUAGAUGCUUCAUUGAUAUUUAUUGUCUUAAAAAUUCAAGUCAGCUGUUAUAGAGAACAGAAACAAAUCCGUGAUCAAAUUAUCACCUGAGUUUUGUACUGGAUGCUUCUUGGACAAAAUAGCAAGAGUUUGCAGUUUGUACCAUUUUCAUAUAUUGAUGAAGAUUACAGUUGAUGGAAAUACAAGACUCACAUCUGUUACGAAUGAAGUAUAAAGAGGAAUAUAAAGAAAAGAUAUUGUGUCAUAACAACAAAAAUUACUGUGUAACAUGAUUGUUGCUCUUGGGUAGCAAUUAUUUCCUAUACACUCACCCCUAGAAAGUUUGAAAAAUGACUAAUAUUUCCUUCAGACUUUGAUUUUGUUACAUUUGUUGAAACCCCAAAGAAUUUCUCUUAAGACCUGGCUAUGAUGCUCCCCCCCCCCCCACUACUGCUCAUCAUCAGAGAUGCACAUAUUAUCAGCUGCUAAUGGGACAUGCUCAAGUGGCUAUGGUCAAGCAAAUCUGUGGUAUUGAGCAGAAUAUUUGCUAUAAUGAUAUUUCUGCUUCAGCAGCUCAGAGCUGAAUCUGUCUGAAAUGUAAUGGAAAAAUAGGUCAGUUUCAAAACAUUGAUAUCCAGGUGGCAAAAGCAAAGUUUGAAGGGAAUAGUAGAGAUUUUCUUUGAUUUCUAGAUAGAAACAAACAGGAAAUAACAUUUACUGACCAAAAACAACAACAAAAUCUUGUUACACAGUGUUAUUGAAAAUGAAUUGUGAAAACCAUGUUAAAUGUAUACCACAAACUGGCAUGAUUAAUUUUCAUGAUGAUAUGCUGAAAGAGAUAGAAAAACCAUAUCAGUGUGAUAUCUGUGAUAAAUCAUUCUCUCAAAAAGGUAAUCUAACUAAACACAAACACAUUCAUUCAGAUGAGAAACCAUACCACUGCGAUGUUUGUGGUAAAUUAUUUUCUAGAAGUAGUAGCUUGCUUAGACAUAGACGUAUUCAUACAGGAGAGAAACCAUAUCACUGUGACGUUUGUGGUAAAUCAUUUUCUGAAAGGAGCUACUUAACUAAACAUAUACAUAUUCACACAGGACAGAAACCAUAUCACUGCAAUAUCUGUGGUAAAUCAUUCUCUCAAACAGGCCAGUUAAGUACUCACAGACACAUUCAUUCAGAUGAGAAACCAUUCCACUGUGAUGUUUGUGGUAAAUUAUUUUCUUCAAGUACUGGCUUGCUUAGACACAAACGUAUUCAUACAGGAGAGAAACCAUAUCACUGUGGUGUCUGUGGUAAAUCAUUCUCUGUAAGUUGUCAUUUAACUACUCACACACGUAUUCAUACAGGAGAAAGACCAUACCAUUGUGAUAUCUGUGGUAUCUCAUUCUCUCAAACAGCUCACUUAACUACACACAAACACAUUCAUACAGGAGAGAAACCAUAUGACUGCGAUAUUUGUGGUAAAUCAUUCUCUCAGAGAGGUCACUUAACCAUUCACAAAUAUAUUCACACAGGAGAGAAACCACAUCACUGCGAUAUCUGUGGUAAAUCAUUCUCUCAAAAUAGUGAUGUAACUAAACACAAACGCAGCCACACAAGAAGAAAGCAAUGCCAUUCUGAAAAGUACCAAGAUGAAGAACAAACAUUGCUCUGAAGAAAAAAGUUGUAUCAAUAAUUUCUGUGAUGAAGUAUCCUCUCGGUAACAAUCUUUCACCCUUCUGUUCCCACAUUUCUUUUGAAAUUGCCAUUGUUUUAACCCUUUCGUUACCAGCCUGGCUGAAACCGACUCUGUAGUAGAAAUGUCUUGUUUUCAUAAAUUUUGAAUUAAAAUCUUCCACCAAACCUUA